This is a messenger RNA of Vitis vinifera (wine grape), 1807 nucleotides long. RefSeq names its product calcium uptake protein, mitochondrial-like. NCBI's taxonomy places the organism in Eukaryota, Viridiplantae, Streptophyta, Magnoliopsida, Vitales, Vitaceae. Bases 708 to 1403 code for a protein of 231 amino acids. Gene Ontology annotation, biological process: mitochondrial calcium ion homeostasis; calcium import into the mitochondrion. Gene Ontology annotation, molecular function: calcium ion binding. The transcript is spliced from 3 exons. The record is from RefSeq and is a predicted model, not a curated record. Gene Ontology annotation, cellular component: uniplex complex.
AAAAAUCAUUGUUAUUGUUACAUAAUCACGAAACCUUACAAUUUGUUUACCUGUAUGUUUUUCUAAGUUCCCCUGAAAUUUCAUAAAAUUCCAUGAAUUACUUCCCCUUCCAACUGAUGUUUAACAUGGGUUUAAAACUUUUAUCUUUCUGGCUACCACAUGUGGGGUGACAAUUUUAACACAACUCAUCAACAUGACUUGAAAAUGAUGGGAAUUAGUGGGUUCGAGUUGAGUAUAAUUGUGUUCAUCUCAUAAUUGUAUUAACCCAUGAAAUCCAUUUAAUAAAUAGUUUGUGUUCAAGUUGGGUUUGUUCAUAAACAUGCAACCAAGUUUGUAGGGUUCAAUUUUUAUUUGUAUCUUUUGAUAAGCAAGCAAAUAAUAAGCAAGUCUGUAGGGUUCAUGUAAAUAUAUUGAAUUAUUAUGCGACAUGAAAACUUUUAAGUUUUAGCUAAUUUAUGUAUUGAUGCUUGGUUGAUCUGUUGUAGACAAAUAUGAUCAAUACCAUAUCUGGGGCAAAGACUAUUACCCUAAUGUAGAGGUUGAAAGCUAUAUCUUAAUUGUAGUCUUCACUUCAGUAUAUUUUUCAACUGAUUUCACUUUGUAGAACUCUCUCAGGCAGUUGUUGAUUCUCUUGUUUACCAACUUGCUAAUGACUUGGCUGUUUCGGUCCCUAUAGGGAGAUUGAUAAGGAGGAAUUCAAGAAAGUUAUGGCUUUGAUGCGAGCUCAUAACAGACAAGGAUCUCUCCACAGGGAUGGACUUCGAUUUGGAUUCAGAACUGUUGGUUCUGUGGAAAAUGGAGGCCUGCUGGAGCACUUCUUUGGUAAAGAUGGAAAGGCAAAACUCCAACAUGAGAAAUUUUUCCAGUUUAUGAGAGAUCUGCAUGAUGAACUGCUGAUAUUGGAGUUUGCCCAUUAUGAUUACAAAUUACGAGGAUCCAUUUCAGCUAAGGAUUUUGCCUUAUCCAUGGUAGCUUCUGCCGACUUGAGUCAUUUAAACAGGUUGCUUGAUCGGGUUGAUGGAUUAAACAAGCAGUCUUCUCUAAGUGACAUUCGUAUUACCUUUGAGGAAUUUAAGAGUUUUGCAGAGCUACGUAGAAGAUUGAGACCAUUUGCAUUGGCUCUUUCUAGUUAUGGGAAAGUAAAUGGACUAUUGACAAAGACGGAUUUCCAACGUGCAGCAUCCAAUGUAUGUGGCAUUUCUCUCAGCAAGUGUGUGGUUGAAAUCAUUUUCCAUGUGUUUGACAUGAACGAUGAUGGAAAUUUAAGCUCAGAGGAGCUUGUGAGAGUUUUACAGAAACGGGAAAGGGACAUUGCUCAACCGAUGGAGUCAGGAAUCAUGGGAUUUUUUUCCUGCUGUUGUAAUCAUUCAAAUUACGGCUCUAUUUCAGGACUUCUUUCUUGAUUAUUUCGUUGGUGCAUAGAUUUUGAUUUUUGCACAAUGAUGCUUCUGAUAACUCGGGGAAUGAGAUCCAGUUGUAAAACUGAGGCUUGCACCAUGACUGGCGAUCUACAGUUCAAGAAUUAGGAAAUGGAGUGAUUGGGGUGGGGCGAUUAACAAGCAGGCUAAUCUUAUGAAUUUGCUGCCAGCUUGUAUUAUGGUGCUGCUUAAAGUCAGUCUGUAUAUCUACAGUGCAGAUAAUUCCUUUAUUGGCUUUUUCCUGCUAACCCAUGUGUGGAUUUUCUGAAGCAACCUUUUUGCUGCUAAACUGAAAAGUUGUACAGUUAUUCAAUACAAAUAGAUUUGUACAUACUCUGUUUCUUUGAAUAAUCUUCUCAAUUUAUUAAACAGUUGACUUGCUUGUGGUC